AUGUUAUGCAAUAAUAACAAAAAUAAUUAUCGUAAUCGUUUCGUUCAUUAUUUACUUGUAGCAUUAAGUCGUCCUGACACAAUACCACCACCAUCACCACCACCACCACCACCAACAACAACAACAACAACAAUCGAAUAUACUGACAAACAACAACAACAUUUGAUGUGCAAUUCUGAUUACAAUACGCAAAUACCAUUACCAACACCAUUGCCAUCAUCAUUAUCAUCAUCCACUUCUAUUAUUAACAACAACGAAAAUAGUGAAGAACAUACACUAAAUAUGUCACCCAAUGGAACAGCAAAUGGAAAUUGUUUAUUACACACAACUACGACAACAAAUCAUCUAGUUAAUAGUUCGAAUACAGCACAACGAUUAUUUCAUAGAAAUAAAGACGAUUAUGUUAAAGAUUCUGUCGAUUUAUAUACUGCUGCAUUACAUUUAAGACAACGGUUGAAAGAAGAAGAUGUCAUAAAGAAAACAUAUCAGGCGUAUUUAGAUCCUGAGAAAAAGACACCAGAUGCGCGAAUUUAUAAUUGUUUUCAAGCAAAAGAAGCAGUUGACUGGUUAAUUAAAAAACAAUUAUGUCGAAAUAUUCAAGAUGGAACAGAAAUCUAUCAGAUAUUACAAGAUUUGAAAAUUAUUCAUCAUGUAUUUGAUCUAACAGAAUUCGAAUAUCCAUCAACAGAUAAUACAAAUGAAGCAAAAUAUUUAUUUCGAUUUCGUCUUGAUGAUGGUACUGCAGAUCAUAAUCAUUCAUUUCAACAGUUUGCAUCGAUCUACGAAAUAUAUCUAUGUUUGUUUAAAUUGGAAAAAUCACGAUGCCGUGGGGUAGAUAUGCUACAACAACAAAACUACGAUUCAAAUGGAAUUUCACUAAAAGGAGAUAAUUUAGCUCGAAUGAUUUCAUUUUGUGUCUCUGGUAAUAUGGAAACAGUUGACAGAGUUGCCGAUGAUAUGUUAUUUUAUGGUUUGAUUAAAUUUGAAAAUUCAGAAUCUGAUUCUGGAUCAGUGUCAAAUUUAUCACCAUCAUCCACAGCAUCCUCGUCUCCAUCAUCCGUAAAUGGUUGUUCUUCUACAUGUUUUUGUUCAUCAAUAAUACCCAAAUUUCGUAAUGAUCCCCAUUUUUAUUAUACAGUUAAUACACAAUAUCGUUUAUGUUCGAAAAAACGUUUGGAUCUAGUUGCUUUGAUGAACGGAACACCAGCACUGUUAUCAUCUUCACCAGGAUCAAAUGGUUUUUGUGAUAGUCCAUUUAUAAGUUUAUCCUGUCCUGAUCGAUUCAAUCGUCUAUGUAGUACAAAUAAUCGAUCAAAUCGAACAUAUAGUAAUUAUCAUCGUUCAACAACAUUAAAUAAUCCAUUGUUUGUCAACUGUUAUUCUUGUCAUCUUCAUAAUAAUGAACUCAAACAUUCAGCAGCUAAAGCAUCGCCAACGAAUAAUCGUCAAAAUUCUACAACAUUUCAACGGCGGCAUACAUCAGGUCCAUCCAUUGAUACAUGUGAUAUUAUUGAUCAACGUUGUAUGUCACCGUCACAACAACCUCAAACGAUUACUGAUAAUGAAAGAUCUAAUUCACCACUCACAUCACCAUCGUCUAUAUUUGAUACAAAUUGCACAUGUACAUCAUCUCUCACUUUUAAUUUAAAUGGUAGUUCAACACAUUAUUAUGCAAUGAGCAGAAGGAAAGCGUCAGCGAGUUUAAAUUCACCCUGUUCAAUGGAAAUUCGUCCAACAGCGGAAGAACUUGAAAAACUUCAACCACCUUAUACUUGGCGUAGUUAUUCGUUGAAACGUGAUCGUUGUGGAUAUGGUCUAAUUCUUCAUGGAAAUGGCCCAUGUUAUGUUGAACGUUUAGAUCCAUAUGGCAGUGCUUACUCCUCUGGGAUAAAAGUAAACGAAUACAUCUAUGCUGUUGAAGGUGUUAAUGUGCUGCGGCGUAGUGGCAAAGAAGUCGAGCGCCUCUUAUCUAUGUUCGAUAAAUGUACUCUAUACACUGUAUAUAAUAAAACAUUAUCAACGACAGUCGAAAUUCCGACAUCAUCCAUAUCUAAAUUGACAGGAGAAUCCGCGUCUUUAUUGACGCUGGACACACCGUCGAAAAUAACAGUAUCAUCGAAUAACAGUAUCAUCGAAUAA
Molecule: messenger RNA, 2139 nt
Organism: Didymodactylos carnosus
Lineage: Eukaryota; Metazoa; Rotifera; Eurotatoria; Philodinida; Philodinidae
Source: the annotation of a GenBank genome assembly